This is a messenger RNA of Rubroshorea leprosula, 1654 nucleotides long. The record is from the annotation of a GenBank genome assembly. NCBI's taxonomy places the organism in Eukaryota, Viridiplantae, Streptophyta, Magnoliopsida, Malvales, Dipterocarpaceae.
AUAUCCAGAGUGACAUCAACGACCAAAUUAACAAAACAUGGGUACCAUCUCCAAAGAAACUCCUCCUGAGCUUCUCCAAGACCUCAAAGUCACUUUCCAAUCCACUUCUCUCAUUCUUCCAUCCCAAGAAACCAAGAGACAAUCCAUUUUCUUGUCAAACAUUGACAGAAUUCUCAAUUUCCAUGUCGAAACAGUUCAUUUCUUUCCCUUCAAUAAGGAUUUUCCUCCAGAAAUUGUCGUGGAGAUGCUCAAGAAAACCUUGGCAGAAAUUUUGGUGCCAUAUGAUUUCCUGGCCGGGAGACUGAGGGCAAAUCCUGAGACGGGUCGUUUGGAGAUAGAUUGCAAUGGGGCUGGAAUAGUUUUCUCCGUGGCCUCCAGUGAGUACCCAUUGGAUGAUAUUGGAGACUUGGUUUAUCCUAACCCAGCUUUUGGGCAACUCAUUUCUAAGAGCAUGGAUAACUUGGGUCAAGAUAAUCAAGAUGAACCACUUUGCUUUUUCCAGAUAACAUCAUUCAAGUGCGGUGGUUUUGCAAUGGGCAUAUCCACAAACCAUAUAAACUUCGAUGGCUUAGCCUUCAAAAUCUUCCUGGACAACUUGGCUGCCUUAGCUGCCGGCAAACCCUUGCCGGUCGCCCCAUUCAAUGACCGCAGAAUCCUGGUCGCCCGUUCCCCACCACAUGUCGACUUCCCCCACCACGAGCUUUUGAAGCUUGAACACUCCUGCCCCGAUCCGGUCUUUGAGGCCACUCCGGAAGACCUAGACUUUAAGAUCUUCCGGCUCACCUCCGAUGACAUCUCUGACCUUAAAGAGAAAGCCAAGGCGCCAAGUGGAACCCACAUAGAGACACGGAUAACUGGGUUCAACGUCGUAACAGCACUCGUGUGGCGGUGCAAGGCACUCUCAUCAAGUGACAACACAAGUGACAGGAUUUCUAAGAUGCUUUACGCAGUAGAUAUAAGGCGGAGAUUGAACCCUCCACUACCGAGGUCAUUUACUGGGAACGGGGUCCUAACGGCUUAUGCAAUGGCUAAAUGUGGGGAGCUCGAGGAAGCACCGUUCUGGAAAUUGGUGGAGAAGGUAGGAGAGGCAGCAACGAGGAUGACUGACGAGUACGCUAGGUCAGCCAUAGACUGGGGAGAGAUAUAUAGAGGGAUCCCACAUGGCGAGUUUCUUUUGUCAUCGUGGUGGAAGUUAGGGUUUGAAGAGGUGGAUUAUCCGUGGGGAAGGCCCAGGUACAGCUGCCCCGUCGUGUACCGGCGAAAGGACAUAAUCUUGCUCUUCCCCGAUAUUGAGAACAGAAGUGGAGUCAAUGUAUUGGUUGCUCUGCCGGAAGAGGAGAUGGUGCGCUUCCAAAGCCAAUUUCAUAAGUUCUUGGCUAAUUAUUAAUUAAUUUUGGGAGAAAUUAUGCUAAUUAAUUAUGUUAUGUAAGUUCAAUUUGAAAAGUAUGAAUAUUCAAGAGUGUGGUAUUUGGGUGAAUUAAUUGACAUAUGUAUGUUGCAUGUAUGGGACAUGAUGUUAGUUAAUGCACUACAUAGAGUAUUUAGUGUUCUAAGUCCAAUUUUCCUCCCUUGCAAAAAGGUUGUCCAUAGCUUGACAUUUUGUACACAAAUUUAAGUAAUGCUUUUAUACUGUAUAUAAAUGCUGAUUUAAAUA